Messenger RNA from Serpula lacrymans var. lacrymans S7.9, 390 nucleotides. RefSeq lists its product as uncharacterized. Lineage: Eukaryota; Fungi; Basidiomycota; Agaricomycetes; Boletales; Serpulaceae. The transcript has a single exon. The record is from RefSeq and is a predicted model, not a curated record. The coding region runs from base 118 to 300 and encodes 60 amino acids.
UGAGAAAAUACUGGUAAAGGAGAAAUGAAACGUUGGAGACAGGAGAAAAGGGGAACGAGAGGAGGAGGUUAGGAUAAAAAGAGAACAAGGGUAUAUAACCGAACAUCUUACGCUAAAAUGAGGCACAUGUAUUUUCCUUCCAGUGCUGCCGUAGACGGCGUGGAGCUUGGAACGCAUCAGAAUCAUAGAUUCAACGGCCCUAUCAAGCAACUCCUGAGUAACUUACAGCGGCGAAGCUUGAACUCUCGAGGCAAGUUCACCGUCGCAAACCUGCUGCCUCCAUGUUUUCAUUCGCACUAGGAUGUACACGCUUUGUCACGCACCUUCACCGUAUCCUCAUUCGAGAAUUAUUGCUUGCAUCCAACGCCGAGAGUUUGUAACACGUUGAGC